Messenger RNA from Sturnus vulgaris (Common starling), 4123 nucleotides. RefSeq names its product MER proto-oncogene, tyrosine kinase (gene MERTK). Gene Ontology annotation, cellular component: signaling receptor complex; plasma membrane. Gene Ontology annotation, molecular function: ATP binding; transmembrane receptor protein tyrosine kinase activity; protein binding. Lineage: Eukaryota; Metazoa; Chordata; Aves; Passeriformes; Sturnidae. The record is from RefSeq and is a predicted model, not a curated record. Gene Ontology annotation, biological process: phagocytosis; positive regulation of kinase activity; cell surface receptor protein tyrosine kinase signaling pathway.
AAGGGAAACCCAUUGUGCUUCGGGAGAGGCAGGGAGAGCCUCCCCCUUCCCCCUGGGCUGAAAAACCCUGCUGGCGUUCUGUUCUCAAAGCAGCAUUUCUGGAGGGUUAAGAAUAGGGAGAGAUUUAGCAAAGGGAUGUAGCCAACCUCAAAAUUGGGCUGUGUUUUUUGGCUCUGGGAGAAAACACACCAGGCUCUUGCCCCAUUACUCACAACAGCGAUGACGUAGCUUUAAAAACUUGUUGUUUGAUGUUUGAGGGCUAAAACCUGCCCAAAAACAAACUCGGCUGAGCCCAGGUUCAAUAAAAACUGUGCUUUCUUUAUCUUUUAAACUGUGAGUGGUUGGUUGGCUUUUCUUUCUUGGAAAAGGGAAAUAAUUUAGUUGAAAUUCCUGUCUGGCACAAUGCCUUUGCUUGCUGAAAGGGAGAUUUACCACUCGGCUCAGGGUUGUUGAUGGCUGGGAAAGCCUCAGGAAGCUCAGAAAUGGUCCUGGAAAACCAACCUCCACGUGGUGGAUCCCCUAAGUCUGAUCCGCCUCAAAAAUACACAAUUUUUUUUGGAGGAGAAUUGCUUUAAGUGGAGCUGCUCUUCAUCUCAGCCGUGGCUGGGUGGGAAGUGCUGGGAGGGAGGAGGAAAAUACCAUUUGGUGGUUUGGAAGUGGGGGUAUAAAGUCCUCAAAAAGAGCUUUUCCCUUGGGAAAAAAUGUGGGAUAAGACCCUGGGAGGGCAACACUCGACAGCAGCUGGCUCCUAUACAGUGUCCAAAGGCAUUUUUUCAUCCGUCUGCAGCUCUUUUCCUGGGAAAGGCAGUGGAGUAGAGGCACUUAGCAAAAGUUGACUCAGAGCAUGUCCCUGUCCUGGGAAGGGACAGGCUGCUGGCAGAGCCUAAAAUCAGCAAAAUUCCAGCCUGGAGCUCUUCCUCUGCCCCAGCUGAAAACGCUUCAGAUGAGGCCCCGCAAGGGGAUUGCUGGAGUAAAGUCCCAAAUUCCUGCUGCCCAGGGAUCCUUUUAUAUUCCAGUCCCGGGGGUGUAAUGCAGCAGGAAUAGCUCCUGCCUCUCCCCUGCCCGAAGAAACGUGGCUGAGUGUUUUCUUUAGCUUGGGCUGCUCCUGUUUGCUUUAAAAAGGACUUUUUGGAGGUGCCGCCUGUACGGAAUCCUGGGACAACAUUUUGGGAAACGGAAAUGAGCUACCUUUGGUUAUUCUUGGAAGCAGCAGGGUGGUUUUGCUGCGAGGUGACGUCCCAAACUUUCUGAUGGCGGUGGCAAACCCCAGGUGUUCCCUUGCAGAGGAUGCUGAUGGGAGAGGAGGUGCGAGGCUGAACCUGUGGGAACAUUCCCGGCGUUCCCAGCGGAGCAGCGGCGGUUCAGUGGGACAGCUUAGCUUCAACCCCACGGUGCGGCACGUGGUCAUCAACGAGCACAAGGAUGUCACCUUCAACUGCUCCAUCAAAGUGCCCCAGCAGCUGCUCCGGCCCGAUGCACCGGGAAUUUCCCUCUGGAAGGACGGGAGGGAGCUGCACGUGCUGGAUCGCAUCGCCAGCAGCCACUUUGAGAUCCCUGAUGAGGAGGAGGUGGCCAUGACCUCCACCUUCAGCAUCAUCGGUGCACAGCGCUCGGAUAAUGGCUCCUACGUUUGCAAACUCAACAUCUCUGGCGUGGAGGUGGUGUCUGAUCCCAUCCUGGUGCAGCUGGAAGGUCUCCCGCACUUCAUCCGCCAGCCCGAGCAGAUGAACGUCACCAGGAACAGCCCCUUCAACCUGACGUGCCAGGCUGUGGGGCCUCCAGAGCCCGUGGAGAUCUACUGGUUCCGGAACAACGUCCGGGUCAACCAGGAACCCCACAUCUCCCCAUCAGUCCUGACUGUGCCAGGACUCAGCAAGCCGGCGCUGUUCAGCUGCGAGGCCCACAACAGCAAAGGUCUGACUGCAUCCAGCCCGGGACAGGUCAACAUCAAAGAAAUUCCAUUGGCUCCUGUCAGUGUGGAGGUCCUCAACAGGACAGCCCAUGGAAUCAGGAUAUCCUGGGUGCCAGGCUUUGAUGCCUUCUCUGCCUUGAACAGCUGCAGUGUCCAGGUCAAGGAAGUCGUUCCAAGAGGCAACAACUCCCUCCAGCCCUUCCACACCUCGGUGCCUCCCCAUGUGUAUCACAUCCAGCAGCUGGAGCCCAUGGAGGAGUACAACAUCCGUGUUUCCUGCAGGAAUGAGGUUGGCUGGUCAGCAUUCAGCCCCUGGAUAACAGCCAGCACCACGGAGGGAGCUCCCAGCACGCCUCCGCUGAACGUCACGGUGUUCCUGAACGAAUCCAGCUCCUCGCUGGAGAUCCGCUGGGUGCAGCCAUCCCUGGAGAGGAUCCACGGGCAGCUCCAGGGCUACCACGUCUGGUACAGCUGGCACAACUCUGAGGGCACGAUUGUCUCCGACGAGGCGCGGCUGAACGGCAGCGUGGCCGUGCUGCCCGUGGUGGCCACCAAUGCCACCUUCUCCGUCCGUGUGGCUGCUGUCACCAAGGGGGGAGUGGGACCUUUCAGCAUCCCCGUGGAGAUCUCCAUCCCCGCCAGUGGAUUAAUAACCUCAGCCCCCUCUUCGACUCCAGCCUCGGGGAAUGCCGACUCCUUUGUCGUAGCCCUGGGAUUUAUCUGCGGGAUAAUCGCUGUUGGAGUCAUCCUCUGCUUGACCGUGGUCAUCCAGAAACGAUGCGUGGAGACAAAAUACGGGAAUGCUUUCAGCAGGAACAACUCAGAGCUGGUAGUGAACUACACGGCCAAGAAGUCCUACUGCCGGAGAGCCGUGGAACUGACACUGGGAAGCCUGGGUGUCAGCAGGGAGCUCCAGCAGAAGCUGCAGGAUGUUGUCGUGGACAGAAACGCCCUGAGCCUGGGAAAGGUCCUGGGGGAGGGGGAGUUCGGAUCCGUGAUGGAGGGAAGGCUCAGCCAGCCCGAGGGGCCCCCACAGAAGGUGGCUGUGAAGACCAUGAAGUUGGAUAACUUUUCCCAAAGGGAGAUCGAAGAGUUCCUCAGCGAAGCAGCGUGCAUGAAGGACUUUGACCAUCCCAAUGUCAUCAAGCUCCUCGGGGUGUGCAUCGAGCUGAGCUCCCUGCAGGUGCCCAAGCCCAUGGUGAUCCUGCCGUUCAUGAAAUACGGGGACCUGCACAGCUUCCUGCUCCGCUCCCGGCUGGAAAUGGCCCCCCAGUUUGUGCCCCUGCAGACCCUGGUGAAGUUCAUGGUGGACAUCGCCCUGGGCAUGGAAUACCUGAGCAGUCGGAACUUCCUCCACAGGGACUUGGCAGCCCGGAACUGCAUGCUGCGGGAUGACAUGACGGUGUGCGUGGCAGACUUCGGGCUCUCCAAGAAGAUCUACAGCGGGGAUUACUACCGGCAGGGCCGCAUCGCCAAGAUGCCGGUCAAGUGGAUCGCCCUCGAGUCCCUGGCUGACCGUGUCUACACCACCAAGAGCGAUGUGUGGGCAUUCGGCGUCACCAUGUGGGAGAUCGCCACGCGUGGGAUGACGCCGUACCCAGGGGUGCAGAACCACGAGAUCUACGAGUACCUCUUCCAUGGGCAGCGCCUGAAGAAGCCCGAGGACUGCCUGGAUGAGCUGUACGAAAUAAUGUCUGAGUGCUGGAGAGCCGACCCUGCCAGCCGCCCCACCUUCUCCCAGCUCAAAGCCCAUCUGGAGAAGCUGCUGGAAAACCUUCCCAGCGCCAAGGCAUGCGGGGACAUCAUCUACAUCAACACCGGCCUUGCCGAGCAGAGCCCGGACUCCACGCAGGAUUCGGGCUUCCCGCAAGCGGACUCGGACUGGGAGGGCGGGGAGGCGUCGGAGCCCGGCUCCCCCGGCGCGGAGGCGGCGCUGGUGGCCGUGGAUGUGCAUCCCGGCGAGCCCUGGGACACCAGGUACGUCGUGGAGGAGCAGCUCGCUGGCCCCGUGGAGGAGCCCUACGUGCCCCUGCUUCCCUGGCAGGGCUCGGAGGCGGGGAGCCGAUGGAGCCAGGCCGACACUUUGCCCGUGUCGGAGCGGCCGCGGGCCGGGAGCCGCGGGGAGGACUCGGAAGUGCCGCUGGGAACGGUGUGAGUGGCACCACGGCGAGGACACUGAGGGAAUAUUUGAAUAAACAGUCGUCUCUUUUA